This is a messenger RNA of Melospiza georgiana, 3586 nucleotides long. It is a transcript of the gene USH1C, whose product is annotated as USH1 protein network component harmonin. Gene Ontology annotation, cellular component: photoreceptor inner segment; cilium; plasma membrane. Gene Ontology annotation, molecular function: protein binding. Lineage: Eukaryota; Metazoa; Chordata; Aves; Passeriformes; Passerellidae. The record is from RefSeq and is a predicted model, not a curated record. Bases 1 to 2331 code for a protein of 776 amino acids. The transcript has 26 exons. Gene Ontology annotation, biological process: retinal cone cell development; inner ear auditory receptor cell differentiation; inner ear morphogenesis.
AUGGAGCGCCGCGUCGCCCGCGAGUUCCGGCACAAGGUCAAUCUAUUAAUUGACAAUGAAGCGGAGAAGGAUUACCUUUAUGAUGUGCUGCGGAUGUACCACCAGUCUAUGAAUCUCCCAGUGUUGGUGGGGGACCUAAAACUGGUGAUUAAUGAACCAAGCAGGCUGCCUCUGUUCGAUGCUAUCCGCCCACUCAUCCCAUUAAAGCACCAGGUGGAAUAUGAUCAGCUUACACCCAAACGAUCACGAAAGCUGAAAGAGGUGAGAUUGGAUCGAUUGGAUCCUGAAGGGCUCGGAUUAAGUGUAAGAGGUGGAGUGGAAUUCAGCUGUGGCCUCUUCAUCUCUCAGUUAGUUAAAGGAGGGCAGGCAGACAAUGCUGGACUUCAGGUUGGGGAUGAGAUAGUGCGCAUAAACGGAUAUUCCAUUUCAUCAUGCACACACGAAGAAGUCAUCAACCUCAUUCGUACAAAGAAAAUCGUGUCCAUAAAAGUGAGGUAUGUUGGCAUGAUACCUGUCAAAAGUUCACCAGAUGAACCCCUUAAAUGGCAAUAUGUGGAUCAGUUUGUGUCAGAGUGUGGGGGCAGUGUGGCUGGACUUGCUUCUUCUGGAGGGAGAGACAGUAAAGAGAAGAAAGUCUUCAUUAGCUUGAUUGGUACAAAAGGCAUGGGAUGCAGUAUUUCCAGUGGUCCAACACAAAAACCAGGCAUUUUUAUCAGCAAUGUUAAGCCGGAUUCUCUUUCAGCAGAGGUGGGUUUAGAGGUUGGCGACCAGAUUGUUGAGGUGAAUGGAGUGGACUUUUCUAAUGUGGAUCACAAAGAGGCUGUCAGAGUGCUCAAGAGCAGCCGUACUUUGACUAUCUCUGUGGUAGCAGGCGCUGGCAAGGAGCUGUUCAUGACUGAAGAAGAAAGGCAAAGAGAAGCACGUCUCCGUGAGCUGGAGCGCCAGGAGUUAAUGCAUCAGAAGCGCCUUGCGCUGGAGACCAACAAAAUCAUCAAAGAGCAGCAAGAGAAAGAGAGAUUAAGAAAGCUGGAGAUUUCCCAGAAGGCUGCAGAGGAAGAGGAGAGAUAUCGCAGAGAAAUAGAGCAGAUAACAGCAGAGGAAGAGAAAUUUAAAAAGGAGUGGGAAGAAGACUGGGGUCCUAAAGAACCACCCAAGUCUCUAAAAACUGUAACUGCAGAAGUGCACUCUCCCCCUCGUUCCAAACACAAAACUUUUGGAUGGUUUUAUCGGUAUGAAGGGAAAUUUCCCACAAUCCGUAAGAAAGGGAAAGAACGAAAGAAGUCAAAAAGUGAUAGCUUUUGUGAACAGAAGAAGAACAAAAAGGAAAUGGAGUAUGAGCAAAAACUUGCCAAAGAGAAGGAAGGAAUGCUGGAAAGAGAAAAACAAUUGAAAAUAAAUCGUCUUGUGCAAGAGGUAUCUGAGACAGAGCGAGAAGACCUGGAAGAAUCAGAAAAGGUUCAGCACUGGGUGGAAAGACUUUGUCAAACACGGUUAGAACAGAUCUCCUCUGUGGAGAAUGAGGCUCCUGAGCUGGCGAGUGGCCGUCCCUCUCCCCCGGCCACCUCGAUGCGGCGCUUUGCCGGGGGCCUGCAGCUGCACACCACGGACCUCGAUGACAUCAAUUUAGACGAAGUUGACAAACCCAAACAGCGUGGGCCGCCACCGCCGCCACCACCGCCGCCCCCCACUGUAACCCCAGCACCGCCAGCUCAUCCACCUCCUGCCUCAAAUGCCCCACGAGGCCCGGCCCUGUUGGUAACACCAGCUUCCCAGCAACUUGCUCCAAGUCCACCUACCCAGCGUCAUCCAGGGGUACCAAUAGUCUCUAAACCAGUUAUGCUGCAUCCUGACCCAAACUUCGUGGUCAGGCCAACAAUCAAAUCAGAGGCCCUGCCACAAGAGAUGUUUAAAAGGAUGGUGGUUUACAAUUCAUCAUUUAGAUCUAAGAAAAAACAAGGCUUCCAGAAGUAUGUGGAAGAUUUUGAUCCAUAUUCAAUGUUUACCCCAGACCAGAUAAUAGGAAAAGACGUACGGCUAUUACGAAUAAAAAAGGAAGGAUCACUGGACCUUGCAGUUGAGGGAGGAAUUGAUUCUCCAAUUGGAAAGAUAGUUGUGUCUGCCAUCUACGAGGACGGUGCUGCAGACAAACAUGGAGGCAUAGUGAAAGGGGAUGAAAUACUGGCUGUAAAUGGCAAGAUAUUAAUUGACAGCAAGCUGGCAGAAGCACAGGCAACUCUAGCAAAAGCUUGGAACAUGGGUGGGGAUUGGAUUGACUUAGUCAUUGCAGCAUCACCUCCAAAAGAAUAUGAUGAUGAAAUGACAUUUUUUUAAGGAAGACUACAAAUCUUGAAAUGGAAUCUCUUCUCAGCAGAAACCUGCUGCUCAGUAAACUAAUAGGAAAUCAAUAACCAUGUGAAAUGUAUCUUUAUUGACUGACCUGUAAAUUGAACUAGAGACAUCAGAUUCUUCAGAUAACUUGAAUAAUUUAUUAUCAUUCUAUAGACAUACAGCAAAACUUUUUUUUCAUGAUGAUUUAAAAGAACUACUGACCAGCAUAGUUCAGACUGUGAGUGCUCAAUCUCUUUUUGCUAUUUUGAGGGGCCAAAUUUUGCAAAUCUUUCAGUUUUCCUGGAAAUAGAUUUGAAAAUGACAAAUGAAGAUAGAACACAGAUGUCUGUUCCCACAUGCAACACUUGUGAAUACACAUUCACAGGCCAGUUUGGGUGUGAAAAGAAUUAUAUUUUUACUUCCUAGAUAGUGAUUUUCAUAGGAAAAUGAGAAAGUGCCCAGGUAACUUCUGUUCUCAUAUUCUUGUAGCUCUCUUAAUAUCCAUUUUUGUGUCUCAGUUGUGAGGAUUUUUUCACCAUAAAAACCCUGCUGGUAAAAGAACUGGGAAUACCAGGAAUGUAAGCAUUAUAAUCAAAUAAUUUUGGUUGUGUUGCUUAUACAGUAUGGACGAUCUUCUGCAGCAGCAGAGUAAAUAACUAGCAAGUAGCUCAGAUAAAAUCAUUAUGUGCAGUCACAUCCAUACUUCCAAGUAUUUGUAUUGUUGGCAAAAAUUCCUCCCUCAUAUAGUCAUGGGUGGGAAAUUUGGGUGUGAUUCACAGUCUGCUGUUUUGUACUUUGUUCUCAGUGAGCCUAUAUAUGUGACUAAACUGUGCAGGAAGCCACCAAGUGUAACUUUCUGCUCUUGGUGACUCUGUGCCUUAGAUUUGAGUCAAUUCCUCAAGACCAUUAAAUUGAUGUUUUGCUAGUGCUUGGUUUCAAGUAUUAUUAUAUUUGUAGACUUAGUAAAUAUAUUAUAGAGACACCUCAUAAGAAAUGUCAUGGUCUUUUUCCUUUCUUGCACCUGCCAGCUUGUGCUCUGUUUUCCAUGUUGUGUUUAGAUUUUUCUCACCUGUUCUACUGAGAGACAGUUCAUUGGCAUAUCAUUUUCCCACUGAAGUCUUGCCUUUCCAAGGUUUGGAGCCCUCCUCCAUCAUAUGAAAAUAACAAUUAAAUUCAUGAGAACUCUGUACUUACAUGCAGAUGCUUACUUAUGUUGACUUUAUUUACAGUAUUCUUCCAGUAUGCCAAUUAAUGUGUG